AUGACGGACGCCGACUGCUUCAAAGCUGUGAGGAAGCUGGCGCGCGCGAAUGCUAAAUUACUGAGGCAGCAGCGCGUCCUCGAGGCGGACUUGAUUGAUGCGCAGCUCACCAUCUUAAAGCAGCAAGCGCAACUGGAAGCCGCCGCCAUCGCAAACGCCGGCGCGAAGGACGCGGCGGCGCGCGAGGUCGCGGCGCGGCGGGAGCUCGACGCCGAGCGCGCCGCGCGCGCCGACGACGCGCUCCAGGCGGCGCAGCGGCUCCACGACCGCGAGGCGCAGCUGCGGCACGAGGCGGACAGUCGGCGGCGCGCGGACGCGGAGGCGCUCGCCGAGGAGCGGCGGCGGCGCGGCGACGCGGAGAAUAGGUUGAGGGAGUGGAAAGCGAGAGCCGCCCAGGUGACGCAACUGGCGCGGCACCGCGUCGCGCGCGCGACGGCCGCGCGGGCGUCGGCGCAGGCGCGCUGCGCGUCGUCGGGCGACGACGAGACGACGUUCUCUCCAUCACAACCGGACUUUCCGGAGCCGCCGGAUCCUUAUAUAGACGCGCCGGAGUUCUUUCCCCCGCCGCCGCGGUUCCUCGAAACGCCGCCGUCGCCUCCGCGGUGCGAGGUGCCGCCGCCGGACGAGGACGAGGAUGCGCGGGAGCCGCCCGGGCGAGCUGUCUUGGGGUCGCUCGAUGGCGUAAUUUAG
This is a messenger RNA of Pelagomonas calceolata, 690 nucleotides long. Lineage: Eukaryota; Pelagophyceae; Pelagomonadales; Pelagomonadaceae. The record is from the annotation of a GenBank genome assembly.